GUGAAAAAACGGGAAAGCAUUUUCCGCGACGAGUUUUCCCAAGGAGGAAAAUACCGUGACCGUCGCUGUCGGUCGUGUCUCGGUGUGCGACGGAUCAGUCUUGCGGCGGACGUGUGCGAAGUCGAAGGUUUUUCCGAGUGCUUAGAGGUUGAUCCGCGUGUUGUGUGUGUUGAUCUGUGCUCUCCUCCAACUCACAGGGGAAAACCUCUUAUCUAGAGCAUGGUUUAGACGGAACCGUGGGAGAACCACACAGAAAGCGUGAAAUAGUGUGUUAUAAUAAAAAAAAUGAAUCACCAGCAACAGUGAAAGUACCGGAAUGAAAGAGUGAAACCAAAGCCAAAACAGCGAACCGCGCAUCAAACCAAAUGAAUUUAUAGAUGUAUUUUUUGUCUGUUACCAAAUAUUUGAAAAGUAAGAGUUACUAGAUAUGAAUAGUAUUGUUAUUAUCAGUUUAUGGAUAUUAUUACUACUUAACGAAGUUUUAUGUCAAGUUCCAGAUGAGACGGUAAAAGUGUUACGGAGCGAAAAGGUGGAACUGAUAUGCCCGAUCGACAUCGACACCUGCGGCGAGCUGCACUCGCUCAAAUGGUUCAAGGGCACCGAUCGCAUCGCGGUCGUCUCCGGUGACGGCGAGGUGGCCAAGGUCGAGGGCAGCUACAACGAUCGGCUCUACCUGGCCCACGAGAACAAACGAAGUCGGCUCAUCUUCAAGAACGUGGAAAUCUCCGACGAAGAUACAUAUCUGUGUGAAACCACAUUUUUAGAGCCCUCCGAGGCGUGUGAAAACUCGGGAGCAUAUAGUAUAGCACUAAAUGUUUAUGCCAUUCCUUCUGUAAUAGCACUUCAGGAUGGCAGUAGGAAUAGUAUUAAGAACGGUUCUCACAUUGGACCAAUGCGGGAGGGUCAGGAUCUGCAAGUCGUUUGCGAAAUAUACGGCGCCCGUCCAGUACCUGUGAUAAGUUGGCAUCGGUCGGGAAGUGUUGUUAGAGAUUCACAGAUUGUGGAGGAUCAUAAUGGGCUGUUUACAGUAAAGUCAACAUUAUCGCUUACCCUCUCGCGCCAGGAGCUGGGCGCCACCUACAUCUGCCGCGUCGAGAUGAAAGAGUUGUCGCUGGUUGUUGAUAAUCAUUUUCAUAUCGAUUUACAAGUGAGACCUACAAAGAUCAAUUUAUCGGGUGUCGAACAUCACACGGUGCAGGGUACCAAAGUUUUACUACAGUGCCAGGUAAGCGGCGCUAGACCGGCGGCCAACAUGACAUGGUACAACUCCACCAGGUUGAUACCGGACGAAACGAACGAAAUCACCGCCGUCUCCACACAAACGUACCUCCAAAACGACGGCACAUUCGAGACCAUCAGUCAGAUGAUUUUCACCGCAACCCGCUUCGAGAACGGUGCAUCGAUACGCUGUGAGGCGGACAACAUUGUGAUGCGCCAGGACGGAGACCGGCCACUGCACGACACCCUCACCCUCGAGGUCAUGUAUCCACCGGUGGUCCGGGUCGGAGCGGAGAAUAUCACAGUCAACGAAACGCAGGAUUUUCUCCUCAAGUGCGACUACGAGGCGAAUCCGGCCUCGCUCGAAAGUGUCAAGUGGUUCCGAAACGAUCAGGAGAUCAAACUGGACAGCGCCCGGCACGACGGCGGUAAUCCGGAGAAUAUCGGGCUCAUCAUCAAGAACUCGACCCGGGGCGACAUCGGAGCGUACAAGUGCGAGCUAGCCAACUCCAUCGGGAAGGACCUGUCCGACAACGAAAUCAAUGUUGACGUGUUGUAUAAGCCAACGGUGGUGCUCAACAUGGAUCCGGAAACGCCAGUCAUAGAAAACGACCAAGCCAACAUCACCCUUCUGUGCAACAUCGUCGACGGCAACCCGCUCCUGCUGACCAAGGUGCGAUGGUUUUUGGACGGUGAGUUCCUAAAAGAGCUGCCGGAAUGUGACGACGAUGGCGAUGGGAACAGCUUGGGUGACGAGAAUCUGUGCGAGGUGGAUCCGACCAAGAUGUUGCUGCAGAACGUUGGACGAGAGUUUAUUGGUAACUAUUCCUGCCAAGGUUUCAAUCUGGGAGGAUGGGGAGACAUAAGCGAGGAGAAUUCGCUUGAUAUCUACUACGAGCCAGGCAAUGCAACAAUAACGCAUUUCCCAUACAUUGGCAUCAAGAGGCGAAGCGUUACAUUCAAUUGCUCGGUUGAGGACCGAGGUAAUCCACCUGCCACUCGUUUCCGCUGGCUGCGGGGAGAUAAGCCGGCCAAGGACGUGGUAACGCCAUCAUGGACAGUGGAUCCCGUGGGGUUGGACUCGAGGACGACAUUCACGUGCUUCGCAUACAAUGAAGGUGGCGAAGGCAAUGCUGCGGUGGUGCACUUGGAGGUGCAUGCCCCGCCGGCUUUUGUACAAAAACUGCAUCCGUACACCGGAGCUCUUUAUUCCACUUCAAACAUCUCGCUGGCUUGCCGGGUGGAGUGUGUUCCGUCAUGUGCCAUUUCCUGGUUCAAGGACGGCGUAGGAAUCGAGGACUCCGAUGAGAGGUAUUACAUCACAAGUACCUAUCUGCCUGCAGAACCGGCCACGGGAGAUUUCGAGAGUGCUUACUCCGUGCUGCAUUUCAACAUGUCUGCCUGGCCGGACGGCAUGCUGGACCGUAUUCGUGAUAGCUCCAACUAUUCAUGCGUCUCAUCAAAUAACUCAGCAGGCCCUGGAGUUCGCAGCACGACGUACUUCGGUGUGGAAUAUCCGCCGGAGAACACAUCCCUGUCGAGUCCGAACAUUUCGGUGGAGGAGGGCCGAAUUCCCCCGCGAACCGUGUGCUCCUCACGGGCCUACCCGGAACCGGAGUUUAGCUGGUGGCGAAACGCGGUCAACAUUGUGAAUGGAAGCUCGCUGAUCGUCAAUACCGUGAUGCAGAGGUCCGACGCUGGCGUUUACACGUGUGUUGCAUCCAACAAGCACGGCAACCACUCGACCGAUGCCGUCAUCGAUAUACUCUAUAAACCUACGUGCACCAUCACCCGAAAGGAGGUCAAUGACGAGGAUAUACUCAUCUGCGUUGCGAACGGCAGCCCCAGGGAGUCUGAAUUUGACUGGAGCCUCAAGUACGAAAACGACACGCUGCAGAACCACAAGACGCGAGGCGACGCCUACGAGAGUAUCCUGGUGCUGGAGAAUGACGUCUCGGCGAUGCGAACGUACGUCUGUGUGGCCACCAAUAGCGUCGGCAUGGGAAAGCCUUGUGAAAUUGAAGUUGCAGGAUACGUGGCAUGGUGGCUCAAGGGUGACAUCCUGACGCCGUACAUCCUGAUUGCGGCCGUCGCUGCUCUGCUGCUGGCAGUGAUAUUGAUUUGUGUUAUCAUCAUCUGCAUUUGUCGCCGAAAGAGAAGGCAGGAUAAGUUUACUGGAGGAUCAUCGACUGCUGGAGAAUCCCAGAUAGAACCAGGAGAAUAUGAGAACCUACCCUUCCAUGGCAUGCAGACUCCUCCUAAGAAGGCUAUGCUAGCAAAGAACAGUCUCGCUCCAGCAGUGAAAUGUCCUAACAAGUCGCUAACACCCUCAUGUUUCCCUACUCAUCCGUACAACUACAUCAACUAUCAGCAACGGGACAGCAAUAGCAAACCAACCUCAAGUCUUUCCUCCUACAAUACAAGCCAAUCGACUGUGCUAACUAACCAAAGCAAUAUGUCCUCGCUGUCCAACAGCCAGGACUCCUCGAGCAACACUAACAACUCCUAUCUUAGUAAGACUAUCGAACGGAAGAAACAACACCAGCAUCAGCAGCUGCUGGACAACAGUGACACUCUUUCAACUCAUAGUUUCUCUUCGGGGAAAUCGCUCAAACGACCGCCAGGCCCUGGUGGAACUUGCGGCGAGAACAAGAAACUUAUCGACCUUGAAACGGUCACACCGCUGUACGAGAAUCUAACCGAUUCCAUUCAGAUCCACGAAUCACCGAUGGGAAAUGCUGGAAAUGGUACUGGAGCCAAGUUCGCAAUCGACGGCCAAGAACGGUACAAAAUCAGUUUGCGAAAACCGAGGAAAUCCAGCAGUCGAUCAAAUAGUGCUGUUUCCAACAGUUACUACGACUGCAUCAAGCCUAUUCCGGCACCACGACAUCGGAAGUAUGCGUCCACGACUUCACUUUUUUCGAAAAACAUUCAAAUGUACAGCAACAAGCUAGAUCCGAUCUACAUGAAUCUGCCGGUCAGCUCUGGCUACGAGACGGAUCCCCGAUCGAACGAUGAGUUCAACAGCAGUGAGUGUCCUACUGCCUACGACAACCAGUACUUCGAGAUAACCCAGCACCAGACUCGUAUCCUGAUACCAAAAGAGCUCUUCCCCGUAGAUAGAAGCAAUCAAGUCAAGAUAAACCAAUUGCUGAAAAAGAACUUAGUUUCCUCGAAUCGACGUCAUAUUAAACUGCCUUUACAAAAACAUCAUAGCUUUAAUUUCCAAUCCUCCCAAACUGUGGAAGCGACCGUGCGCGAUCUCAAGAUCAAAUCGCACUCGAUCAGUUCGAAGACCUUGCGAGACUACCGCAACAGUAGCAAUAUCAGCAACAGCAGCAGCAACAAUAACCACAUCAACAACAGCAGCAGUAGCAACAACAUCAGUGGCACCAGCAACAACAACAUCAUUACUAGUAGCAAUUUUAUCAGUAGCAAUAGCAAUAGCAAGUUCCCAACUAGCAGCUCCACCAAUCCGUUCAUCAACAGUAGCAACACCCUGGCAACACUGACCAGUAGCAGUAGUAGUCGUCGUUCGCUCGCAGUAGCCCGUCAGCACACCACCCUGGCAACGGCAACGCUUGCUACGGUCCGACAGCACCCGACCAGCAGUCGAUCGCAGAGCGAAGACGAAAGUAGCAGUGAUCCGGAACCGAUCAAACCGCCACCUCCGCCUCCGCACUACCACCAUCAACCCAGCAAACCAAAGCACACACACCACAGCAACCUAGUAGGCGGCAUCAUCACAUCGACGGCGGCCGCGGGCCCAAUCACAUCCGCGCCGCACUCACAAAUCUACAAGUAUGAUACUAACUCGAUAGCCUUCAAACCUAUCACUCCUGUGCCAACGAGUACUCCAGCAAUAACUAACUCUAAAUCAUCGGUCAAUAAUAUGUGUAAAGACAAAUUUGCUAUUAAAUAAUAAAACUAAUAACAAAAAAAAAACAA
This is a messenger RNA of Aedes albopictus (Asian tiger mosquito), 5166 nucleotides long. RefSeq names its product hemicentin-1. The record is from RefSeq and is a predicted model, not a curated record. The transcript has 17 exons. Lineage: Eukaryota; Metazoa; Arthropoda; Insecta; Diptera; Culicidae. The coding region runs from base 428 to 5140 and encodes 1570 amino acids.